UCUGAAUCGGUCUGAACAAUCCUGUUUCUUCUAAAUUCUGUUUAUAACUAUAAUUUACUGUCAUUAUUUGGGAUUCAAAUUUUAUUAUAUACAUAAAAUGACGAGCAUUAAAAAUGCACUGCAGUUAGUACGAGCAGACGAUUUUGUUGAAUAUUAUUUGUUUCCUUCAAUAGAUUCCAGAGAUGAAAAAGAUCAAGAGACGACUUUAAAUACUGUAUUACAAAAAGCGAAUAAAAUCGUCGAGAAAUAUGCAAAAAAUUACUUGUGGCAUAAAGAUGCGUUUAAACUCACCAUAAGAACAAGUCAUAGUAAUUAUUUGAGGCACAUAGAGGACAAAAACGACAUUUUACCACCUCAUUUAUAUGGGGUGUCGCAUUAUGGAGAUAAUAUUGAGGACGAAUGGUUCAUGGUAUUCAUUCUUCGAGAGCUCACUCGUGAGGUCACAGGAACAAUUGGGAGAAUUUAUGACUCGGAUGGGGAGUUUUUAUUGAUUGAAGCAGCAGAUUUUUUACCAAAUUGGGCAAAUCCCGACACUUGUGAAAACAGGGUGUACUUUUAUGAUGGAAAACUUCACCUUAUUCCCCCCGAGGAUCCGGAAAACCCGUCCAUUUCAAUAUCUACAGCGUUGUCAAUGAUUUGGGCUGACCCAGGAAUAUUUUUAACUUCCGAUGAGAUUCAGAAUUCAAUUAAAAACAAACUUAGCAAUUUCCCAGAUAACAUAAAAGACAAUCUUCACUGCACCACCAUUCUCGUUCCCACCAUGGUGGCCGCCAUUCUUAGACACAGGCCCAGUUUAAUCGCCCCAGCGGUCCAAGCAUUUUGUAAUCGAGACCCGCUCGAUUUGAAAGCUUGUAGGGCCAUGAAAUACUUUCCCCCUGAACAAAGGGUGAGGACGAGGGUGACCUUUACAAAGUGCUUGUACGCGAUGUUAUUGCACAGUAAAUAUGUGCCUGACCGCCGCACCGGUUGGAAUUUGCUGCCAGUAGGUGACCCAGAGUAUAAAACACACGUCUUGGGCGUCAAAGUUGCCUGCGGCUUUGAAAUCCUCGUAUCCCAGGCCAAACCGAGCGAUGACGUCGAAGGGGAUAAGGGCUGGCAUACUUAUUUGGAAAAUUUAAAGGAGAAGGGGUAUUUUAAAGGUUUCCUCGAGCACUCGAGAGAUUAUAACAACCUGUUAAACAGAGCCAAGGAAUAUUACGCGGAUUACAGGGACUCGAUGCAUUAUUGCCCAGCUAUUGGUCAGGAAGUGUUGUCCUUGCUGAAGUCGAUUGAUAUUAAUUUUGAACAGUUUCAAAGUGAAGGAGAUAAUUUAGAAAAAGACGACGACGACUCGUGGUUAAAUAUAAGCCCCGAGGAGCUGGACAGAAUGCUCCAGGAAAAAUACGGGCAGCGAAAAAUGUUCAGCGCUACAAAUGAUUCCGACGCGGGAACUUUUGCCGAGAAAGUGAACGCUUUCCUUAGUCACGUGUCGGACGUCGAAGGGGCGGAGUUCCCCGAAUCGUCCCCGGUCAAACCGGCGAGGCGAAAAAACAAGAACAAAGUGUCUUUCUCCUCGGAUGCUAAAGAAAAGGAAAAUUCGAAUAAUAAAGUAAAUUUCGAUCCGAAUUCGUUCGCAUGCGCAGUACAAAACAUCCUGAAUUUCGUAAUACCCGAGGACGACUCGUGGGACUUAGAUUCGGGUUCGGAUAUGAGCGAGUACGAAAACGACGAUUACGUCAACACGGAAACGUGCGAGGAUGUUAAAAACAAAAUGGAGACGUACAUGGACGAGAUGGACAAAGAACUGGCGGCGACCACUAUCGGGCAAAGCUUUGAGAAGAAGAACGACGACGGGUUCGAAGAUAUUGAAAAUUUCAAACCCGUAGAUAUAGACAUGAACGCCUUGAAGAAUAUCCUGGAGAGUUACAGGUCGCAGAUCGGGGAGGCUGGGCCCUCGAGCAACAUGUUAGGCCCCAUGGGCGUACAUUUAAACCCCAAGUAAUAAAUUUAAAUUUGGUGACACCAGGGAUCUGUAACUUACAAAACUGAUUGCACACGGCAUAGUAUUUUAAUUAACGACAGUUGGCACUGACAGUUUAUGUUGGCAAAGCCCCGUUUUUUUGGUGAAUAACUCGUAGAUGUUUUUUUCGUUAUAGAUCAUAUAACGUCUUAUCGCGAAAUCGCGUUCUUUUACUUUUUAACAAUUGGCAUCCCUGGACAAAAUUCACACUUGCCCUUAUCACACAAACGUAAACUAAUUGCACUUUUGUUGAGAAAUUAGGGAUUUUUUGCGCCUCUUCGAUUUCAUUCUUAUGAAACUUUAUUUGUUAUUAACCGUCAUAACUUAUUUUUUCUGACGUUAUUUUGACAUUUUUAGUUUUGGCACGUACUUUUUUGAUGACGUAGGAAAGGUUAGAUUAAGCCUGGGUUUCUUUCGUUAUUCUAAUUCAAUUCAAUGGAAAAUGUAAAGCUUUCGCUUGCAGAAGGGCACCUGGCGUGAAUAACAAUCGUAAACGUUAAAGCAAUAUUAUUUUAUGCCACAUUUUUGUUGAUUAUGAAUUAUAUCUCACAUUAAUAUUUAAAAAAGGAUUUAGACUAGCAUUGGGUCGUCAUUAUCGCUAUACUGCAUUUACUUUCCGAUAUUUCGCAUUUUUUAAAAAUCUAAAUGGAAAACUAUAAAUGUCUGUUACAAAAAUUAAUCUUCAUAGGAGUGACUCAAAUAUGUAGCGACCAUAGAAACGACUUUAUAGAGAUAAAAUAAAAUUACACCAAAAUAGAAGGUGCAAUAGAUCCCUAUUAUCAGUUCUCAGAGUCGGUUUGUUCUUUGGGACUAGAAAAUAGCAUGUUUAAAAACAUGUAAUUAGUAGCAGACGAGCCGGUGGAUUUGCCAAAUUGUUAAAAGCUAAGAUUGCAAACCCAUGUGCACCAGUCGGUUUUAAAGUUACCGAGUCCCUAGUUGAAACAUUGCGCCAGUGCUUAUUAGGUUAUAUACAUAUUCUAUUGUAACUUGAAUUAUUAAGUUUUUAUUAUAACGGAUUUUUUUAGUUGAUUUAAAUGUGAUGAUAUUGAUUGAUUGAUCUAUUCAACUUCAACCUUCAAUUAUUUGUUGUAUACAAUAUUGAGAAAUCGUGCUGUCAAUGUAUUAUGUGAUAGCAAAAGGCCAUUUUCGCGUUAUUCAAAUGAUUAUUUUCAUGUCUAGUCCGUUAAUCUUAGUAUUUUUUUUGUACUUUUGUAUUUGAUGGUUUUAAAUUACACAAUAUACAAACAUGCUUUUUUUUGCGUCAUAUAAAUACUUCGCAGGGUGUUGGUAAGUAUCGAUUUUAACUUUCAUAAACUAUACAUUCAAAGUUUACAUUCACUGCAGUGUAUUUUGUACAUGAAUACUACUUCUAGGUAGGAUUAGAAUAAUUGGGCGACAUUAGGAAUCCAAAUGCUCGUUGGCUUACUUGCUCUACUGUCCAUAAUUUGCUAG
This is a messenger RNA of Cylas formicarius (sweet potato weevil), 3451 nucleotides long. RefSeq names its product protein ecdysoneless (gene ecd). Gene Ontology annotation, cellular component: nucleus. Lineage: Eukaryota; Metazoa; Arthropoda; Insecta; Coleoptera; Brentidae. The record is from RefSeq and is a predicted model, not a curated record. The coding region runs from base 98 to 1981 and encodes 627 amino acids. The transcript is spliced from 3 exons.